AUGUAUAUAGAUCCUGUUCAUGGAUUAACGAAAAUGUGCCAAAGCUCUAUUUGCCUCUGCCAUUCUAUGAGUCUCUUCCUUUUUGCGAAUGACAUCGCCACUCCCUUUGGCAGCAUCCACUAA
Linum tenue is the source of this 123-nucleotide messenger RNA. Lineage: Eukaryota; Viridiplantae; Streptophyta; Magnoliopsida; Malpighiales; Linaceae. The record is from the annotation of a GenBank genome assembly.